This is a messenger RNA of Kogia breviceps (pygmy sperm whale), 3859 nucleotides long. The record is from RefSeq and is a predicted model, not a curated record. NCBI's taxonomy places the organism in Eukaryota, Metazoa, Chordata, Mammalia, Artiodactyla, Physeteridae.
UUGUGUAAUUCAGUUUUUAAUAAUGGCUGUGUUUAACAACUGACCUGACAGAUGCCUGAAGAUUUAGCAAUGGCAUCCUGAGUGCAGGUAUGCGGUGGCUCCAGCAUUACCAUCUGGGUCACAGGGACCCAGGAUGGAUACCUCAUGAGUUUGAAGGGAAUAAGGGUUCUCUGAGAUUAGGGAGGAAAAAGCCGCAGAGCUGACCUUAUGGAUUCCAUCCCCUGUCCAGCCCUGAGGGGGACACAUGCAGGUCACAGUUCAUCGCGAAGGGUCCAGCUGGCAUCUGCUUGGGGAUGUACGGAGAACCCAGAACGCAAAGGAGAGAGUGCAGGAAACAUACUGGAGUUGGCGAGUGUAGAAGGGACUGGGCACUUGCCCUUGUACUUUAGCUAAAAGUCACCUUCACUUUGAACUCUUGUUUUACUCCCAUGCAUUCUUUUAAACAUUCCAAGCUCCUGAGCUGUGAUUUGAAGGAGAUCCCCCUUCCUCCUGCUGGGCAAACAGAAGGUAGAGGUCAAAGGUGUCAACGUGGCAUUGUGAAAGGGAUCAGAGCGGCAGCAGCCACUGGCAUUCGCCUCCCAGCUCCUUUCUCCUGCCGCUUGUCUGCUGGGACCGCGGGAUCAGAGGUGCUUCAGCCUGUGGUUUCCCAGAAACGGCUCUGCCGCUGGAGCGCCCGCUCAGGCCGGGGCUGUGCCGGGACUGGUCCUGGGUGCACCCCACAUCUGCCUCUUUCACUUUGGGCAGAACAGACAGGAACCCCGCUUCUGGUCCAUGCCCUCUGGCUGGCCAUGUCAGUGCUCGCAGCUUUGGGGAUGUUAGCAGAGCCGCACUUGAAAAGGCACGCAGGCGCUUGGAAUAUGCUCACGGCGGCCGUGUGCAUGGCCCUGCUGGGCUGCCUGCAGGCCCAGGAGCUCCAGGGACACGUCUCCAUAAUCCUGCUGGGAGCCACCGGGGACCUGGCCAGAAAAUACCUAUGGCAGGGGCUGUUCCAGCUGUACCUGGAGGAGGCGGGGAAGAGCCAGAGUCUUCGCUUCCACGGGACUGCUCUGACGAGCACCGAGCAGGGCCAGGAGGUCAUAGCCAAGGUCCUGAGGUCCCUCUCCUGCCCCAGGGACACAGCUCCCGGUCGCUGUGCUGAACUCAAGGCUCAGUUCCAGCAGCUGAGCGAGUACCGCCGCCUGAAGACGCCUGAGGACUAUCUGGCCUUGAGCAAGGACAUUGAGGCCCGGGUCCGGCAGGAAGGCCUCCAGGAGGCCGGCAGGAUUUUCUACUUCUCGGUGCCACCCUUCGCCUAUGCAGAAAUUGCCCGCAACGUCAACAGCAGCUGCCGUCCAGGCCCAGGUGCCUGGCUGCGCGUUGUCCUUGAGAAACCCUUUGGCCGUGACUACCGCUCAGCCCAGCAGCUGGCCACAGAGCUUGGGAGCUUUUUCCAAGAGGAGGAGAUGUACCGGGUGGACCAUUACCUGGGCAAGCAGGUGGUGGCCCAGAUCCUGCCUUUCCGAGACCAGAACCGCAAGGCCCUGGACGGCCUCUGGAACCGGCACCACGUGGAGCGGGUGGAGAUCAUCAUGAAGGAGGCCGUGGACGCAGAAGGUCGCACCAGCUUCUACGAGGAGUACGGCGUCAUCGGCGACGUCCUGCAGAACCACCUGACCGAGAUCCUCAUGCUGGUGGCCAUGGAGCUACCCCUCAACAUCAGCAGCUCGGAGGCGGUGCUGGGGCACAAGCUCCAGGCAUUCCGGGCCCUGCGGGGCCUGCAGAGGGGCAGUGCCGUCGUGGGCCAGUACCAGGCUUACCGCGGGCAGGUGCGCAGAGAGCUGCAGAAGCCAGACAGCUUCCACAGCCUGACGCCGACCUUUGCAGGCAUCCUCGUGCACAUAGACAACCUUCGCUGGGAGGGUGUCCCUUUCAUCCUGAUGUCCGGCAAAGCCUUGGACGAGAGAGUGGGCUACGUUCGGAUCUUGUUCAAGGACCAGGCGUACUGUGCCCAGAGCGAGAAGCGCUGGGUCCCGGCGCAGAGCCACUGCCUUCCUCAGCAGAUCAUCUUCUACAUCGGCCACGGUGAGCUGGGCGGCCCCGCCGUGCUGGUCAGCAGGAACCUGUUCAGGCCCUCCCUGCCCUCCGCCGGCUGGAAGGAAGUGGAGGGCCAGCCUGGGCUUCACCUCUUUGGCCGCCCUCUGUCUGAUUACUACGCCUACAGCCCUGUGAGGGAGCAGGACGCCUACUCCAUCCUCAUCUCUCAUAUCUUCCACCGCCGGAAGGACUCCUUCAUCACCAUGGACAACUUGCUGGCUUCCUGGGUCUUCUGGACGCCCUUGCUGGACAGCCUGGCCCACGAGGUCCCACGCCUCUACCCAGGAGGAGCAGAGAAUGGACACCUGUUGGACUUUGAGUUCAGCGGCAGCCACCUGUCCUUCUCCCAGCCGCCACUGGAGCAGCUGGUGCCGGGGCCGGGUUCCGCUCCGAUGCCCAGCGACUUCCAGGUUCUCAGGGCCAAGUACCGAGACAGCCCGCUGAUAUCGGCCUGGCCGGAGGAGCUGAUCGCCAGGCUGGCCGGCGACAUCGAGGCUGCGGCUGUGCAGGCUGUGAGGCGCUUCGGCCGGUUCCACCUGGCACUCUCGGGCGGCUCGAGCCCCGUGGCCCUGUUCCAGCAGCUGGCCGUGGGGCACUACGGCUUCCCCUGGGCCCACACGCACCUGUGGCUGGUGGACGAGCGCUGCGUCCCGCUCUGGGACCCCGAGUCCAACUUCCAGGGCCUGCAGGCUCACCUGCUGCAGCACGUGCGUGUCCCCUACUACAACGUCCACCCCAUGCCCGUGCACCGGCGCCAGCGGCUCUGUGCCGAGGAGGACCAGGGCGCCCAGGCCUAUGCCGAGGAGAUCUCCGCCCUGGUGACCAACAGCAGCUUCGACCUGCUGCUGCUGGGCAUGGGCACAGACGGGCACACGGCCUCCCUCUUCCCUCAGUCACCCGUCGGCCUGGACGGCAAGCAGCUCGUGGUGCUGACCACGAGCCCCUCCGGCCCGCGCCGGCGCAUGAGCCUCAGCCUGCCCGCCAUCAACCGUGCCCGCCAGGUGGCGGUGCUGGUCCUGGGUCGGAUGAAGCGCGAGAUCGCCAUGCUGGUGAGCCGCGUGGGCUGCGAGCCCAAGAAGUGGCCCAUCUCGGGCGUCCUGCCCGACUCUGGCCAGCUGGUGUGGUACAUGGACUAUGACGCGUUUCUGGGGUGACCGUGCCUCUGCCCUUCGCUCACCGCCGCGCUUUCCUUCACCCACCCUCUCUGCGGCCUCUCAGUCCUGCCCCGGCCCGCGUGCCCUGCUCUCUGGAAUCUGAUGCCUCGUGGUCAGGGAAGGACAAAAAGCCCUUCCCCAGCCCCCGUGACCGUCCCUGCCUGGUGGGGGUGGGCACACACCGGAACAAGGAAGAAAUGGAAUCUCUGCUCGUGAGAAGCUUCAAAUCCAAGUCAGGAGAGAACCGUCCACCUUAAGAAAAGACCUGCAGCAGUUACCUGUGAACACCAACCAGCGCCAAACAGGACGGUCUGAGAGCUCCCCGCUUGGGCAGGAAUGUGGUGGGCCGAGGUUAAUGGGGGGUUUCCUGCGGGCCGGGACCCUUCGACCAGCUCUGGUGGAAAAGCAGAACGUGGAUGGUAGAGAGCAGGAGCCCAGGCACCAGUGGUGGCCCUGUGCCCCCCACAGAGCAGGCUGCUGGGAGCCCUCACCUCUCCUCCAUCCCCUUCUUCCUGAGCCUCUGGCUCAGCCUGCUGUCCUGUCUCCUCCGGGGCCACCUCCGCCCGCUCUGCAUCUCGGGUCUCUUUCUUUUCAGUCCCGAACUUGGAGACCUUCCCACCCCCCCUCUGUUU